AUGUCUUCCGACGGUACAACCUCUACAGUGCAGGAGCUGCGCAGCUUUGUCUCUUCUGUAUCUAAUCUGCGUGUGUUCCCUGUCAUCCUCGCCACCGCGCUCUUCGCGCUCUUCACGGCCAUCAUGGCCAUCGCGCUGAAACUCCAGCUGGGCCGUGGCUUUGGCGAUGCGCGCGCCCGGCAGUUCCUGCUCACCGCGACGCUCACGAUGUAUCUCAUGUCCGCCAUUGUAUGGUCGCUCGACCUGAGCCUGCUUUGGCGCGAGCUGUACCGGCUACUCCCCGGCGUUCUCCCCGACACCUCCUCACGCCCCAUCCCCGCCGCCAUCCAGACCUUCGACGCUGAACUGUUGGUGGCGCACACAGUCUGCACGUACAUCAACCUCUUGUUGUGCGACAUCGUCAUUCUCUGGCGCGCUUAUGUGCUCUACGAACGCCCUCGCUGGCUUCUCCUGACGUCUUCGCUCUUUAUGAUCAUCGCUUUUGUCACGUAUAUUAUCUGCGCCACCCUCGCCGCCCUGACCUACCUCCCCGACCCAUCUCUAUCAAUCACGAGCUUCCUCACACGCACCAUGCCCGGCAACUUCGAGCUCCAGGGCUUGCUGAUCGCUAACUCGGUCAGCGUCGCUCUGACGCUCCUCGCCAACGUCUUCGCUCUCGGUCUAAUCACACACAAGGUCAUGAUACAUCGCAGUGCGAUCCAGAACCUGAUCGUCAAACGCCCCCACACCCAAAUCCAGACCCUCGACAUCCUGACCAUGAUCGCCGAGUCCAACCUCGUUUACACCUGCUUCCUCAUCCUCUACAUCGUCAUGUACGCGGGUGCCUUCGGCCGCACCGCCUACAACUACGCGAUCUUCCUCAUCGCGCCCCUGUCGGGCAUGUACCCCACGCUCGUCGUGCUCCUCGUCUCGUUGAAGAAGACCGUCCUCGAGCGCGGCUUCUCGCGCAUGAGCAUGUCGUCUUCCGCCGCGUCGACCGCGGUGCCGUCGCAGUACAGGCGCGUCGGAGGCGGCCUGGGGACAUGGGAUCAUGAGCUCGGUACGAAUCCCGGCUCGCCGAGGAGUCCGGAGAGCACGUAUGCGGGCUCGUUGAGUGGGAGCACGGUGUUGGGUAUGAGCCCGCCUGUCAAGCCUAACAGGAUACUCUCGUUCCAGGAUGUGGAAGAGAAAUCUGUAUUGUAG
Molecule: messenger RNA, 1182 nt
Organism: Peniophora sp. CBMAI 1063
Lineage: Eukaryota; Fungi; Basidiomycota; Agaricomycetes; Russulales; Peniophoraceae
Source: the annotation of a GenBank genome assembly